Molecule: messenger RNA, 1463 nt
Organism: Symsagittifera roscoffensis
Lineage: Eukaryota; Metazoa; Xenacoelomorpha; Acoela; Convolutidae
Product: SAP30-binding protein-like
Exons: 6
Coding region: 14-1120 (368 amino acids)
Biological process (GO): regulation of DNA-templated transcription
Cellular component (GO): nucleus
Source: RefSeq, a predicted model, not a curated record
UCCAGAUAUAAGAAUGGAUGGAAGCUCCACUACAGGAAUGCUGUCUUCAUUAGCAACUUAUGCGGACUCAGAUGAAGAGAUCGGAAACACACCUACAAAUCAGGCUACAGAAGGCGUGGCUGAAGUGAUUAUAAAUAAUGUCGACGACCGGAAUUCUAUUGAACUUGAUGGUAAAAACAUUGAAGAGAUGAGCGAAAAUGCCUCAGUAAUGGGAAAACCAGAGGGUGGUAGUCAAGGCGGAGAGUACAACAUGCUUCCUAGUGAAUUUGAUAGUGAUUAUGAUAGAGAUUUUUCAGACGAAGAGGAGGAACGGCGUCGAAGCAAAGGAGGGAUACUUGUGUCGUAUACAGAGCCAGGCGAAGACCACGAUGAUGAAGCAGGCAAUGCGGAAAGCAAAUCAGACGCAGAAAACGCAGCAACAGAUGAAGCUAAGCCAGAAGAAAUUGAACCUGAAAGUCAAGAAUUUAUACCCGAAUGGAUGAAAGGAGUAGAUUUAUCUGAGCCAAAUUCUUUAGCCGCUCUUUUGCAUAAGAUCAAGCCGAAGAGAGAAGAAAUUUGCCUGCCCCCAAGCUGCAAUAAGAAAUGUUCACUGGAGCUACAAGAGAAAUUUGAAAGGCAUCACGCAGCGGUGAGGUCGGGUAAAGAUUUCAUCAAAUUGGUUGAGUCGAAAACCGAGUACAGAAAUCCGAGUAUCUACGAGAAAUUAAUUCAGCAUCUUCAUAUCAAUGAAAAAGGUACAAACUUUCCCAAGAGUGUUUUCAACCCUAGAGGUUUUCCAAGAACUGCCUAUUACGACGAAUUAGCUCGGAUCCAAAACGAACUACAUGCGAAGAAGCAGCAACAGAAGAACAAUAGUCCUCAAACUACCACUGGGUUUAACGCAGUUCAAAGUGCCAAUACAACUAGCAACGCAGCAUCUACAGUAAUUUAUUCGGAUAAAGUGAUAGACAUGAAGCGACCGGUAGGUGGGGGAUCUGGCGCGGCCGAUGAUGCAGCUUCUCGGAAGACCAAAUGGGACAUGCCUCCUCCCUCGCUUUCUGGAUCCACUUCAAGUACAGUGGCCUCCUCUACCCUUAUUCCAGCAUCUGGACCCUUAAAGAAACCGAAGAUAGAUCUUUGAAAAGUUUAAUUGAUGCUUAAAAUUUAUUGAAGCCGACACCAGAUAACUUCGGACACCAGAUUGCGUGAAAUGGAGAGAUUCUUUGCGAACUGGGAGAUCAGAGUUGCCCUGGCUAUGAACAUUUAUUUGUUUGCCCCAUUUUUCUUUGUGUUGGCAUGCCUAGAAAUUUCAAAUUGGGUUUUUGUUUGCCAAUGAACUGAAUAAGAUAAUUCAUUUUGGUUUUCUAAUUAAAUCUGACACGUCUCAGUAUUUUUUUUGCUGUAAACUUCAAUUUGAGGUCAAACUCCGGAUGAUCUCUGUUUGAUGUAUUUUUUGUUUUCAUAUAAAAUAUUAUCUUAUCAAA